CUCGGUGACACUUCAACUUCCGCCAAACUGCUGAACGCUCUUUCUUUUUCGGCUCGCACCAGAGUCCAGUUGUGAACACACUUUUUGUGUAUCAUAAAAAAUACAUUUUAAGCCCUGAUUGAACAAUGGGGCGCGUCAUCCGUGCACAGCGUAAAGGUGCCGGGUCCGUGUUUACGGCCCACACCAAGAAGCGCAAGGGAGAGCCCAAGCUGCGCGCUAUGGACUACGCCGAGCGUCACGGAUACCUGAAGGGAGUCGUGAAGCACAUCAUCCACGAUCCGGGCCGUGGUGCCCCGCUGGCGGUCGUGCACUUCCGUGACCCGUACAAGUUCAAGCUCCGCAAGCAGCUGUUCAUCGCCGCCGAGGGCAUGUACACCGGCCAGUUCGUGUACUGCGGAAAGCGCGCCCAGCUCCAGAUCGGAAACGUUCUGCCGAUUGGUCUGAUGCCGGAAGGUACGAUUGUGUGCAAUCUGGAGGAAAAGACCGGUGACCGUGGCAAGCUGGCCCGUACCUCCGGAAACUACGCGUCCGUCAUCGCCCACAACCCGGACACCAAGCGUACCCGUGUCAAGCUGCCGUCCGGUGCCAAGAAGGUUCUGCCGUCGGCGAACCGCGCCAUGGUCGGAAUCGUUGCCGGUGGUGGCCGUAUCGACAAGCCCAUCCUGAAGGCCGGUCGUGCGUACCACAAGUACAAGGUGAAGCGUAACUGCUGGCCGAAGGUGCGUGGUGUGGCCAUGAACCCCGUCGAGCAUCCCCACGGUGGUGGUAACCAUCAACACAUCGGUAAGGCCUCGACCGUCAAGCGAGGAACGCCACCAGGUCGCAAGGUCGGUCUCAUCGCUGCCCGUCGUACCGGUCGUAUCCGAGGUGGAAAGGGAGACGAGAAGUUCAAGGAGAAGGAGAAGAAGUAAUCCUGCUGAUGUAUCGUUUUAUGUACUGAUAAGCUUGAAGAUUCGGUUCGUUCUGCGGAUUGCGCGGGAAGGACUCCUGUGUCCUUCGGAAUGGUUGGAAAUAAAUAAGAAAAUUCCAAAAAAAAACAGCAACAGA
This is a messenger RNA of Culex quinquefasciatus (southern house mosquito), 1047 nucleotides long. It is a transcript of the gene RpL8, whose product is annotated as 60S ribosomal protein L8. The record is from RefSeq and is a predicted model, not a curated record. The transcript has 3 exons. Lineage: Eukaryota; Metazoa; Arthropoda; Insecta; Diptera; Culicidae. Gene Ontology annotation, cellular component: ribosome; cytosolic large ribosomal subunit. Gene Ontology annotation, biological process: cytoplasmic translation. The coding region runs from base 126 to 911 and encodes 261 amino acids. Gene Ontology annotation, molecular function: structural constituent of ribosome; RNA binding.